AUGGAAACCAGGGCAUCAAGGAGAAGAAAGCUUCUUCUCAAGGAGGCGGUGGGAGAUAGCGAGGACAGGAUAAGCACUCUCCCAGAUGCCAUUCUGCACCACAUCCUCUCCUUCUUGCCAGUCAAAUCCAUAGCACAAACCAGCCUUUUAUCCACAAGGUGGCGUUAUCUCUGGGCUUCGUACCCUUGUUUAGACUUCUACGAGAAAACCUGUAGGAGACAAACUAAUUACAAGGCCAUGGAGUUCAUCAACGCAGUAUUGGCUCGUCGCCAUGCAAACUCCAAUAUAAAGGUUUUUCGCUUCAAGGGAGAGCUGGGUUUCACUUGUUUGCGCGAUUGCAUUCGCCGCUUGGUACGACAUCGCGUUGAGGAGCUUAAGAUGAACGUGUCGUUUUGCGGCGGAUUCAAUUUGCCUCGUUGUGUUUUCGAUUGUGAUUCGCUAACAAGUCUCUCACUGAAAAGCCAUAACCCAUUUGGAUAUUCAUGGUUUAAAUUGUUGAGGAGUAGUGACACCAGUGGCCUUCGUUCACUGCAGGCAUUGACGCUGAAAUACGUCCAUUUUGUGAACAGUGAUUCGGCUGCGUUGUUUUCGGGUUCUUCAUCAUUCCCUGCUCUAAAGAGAUUGACUCUAAAACGUUGUGAAGGAUUGAAUCGUCUCAAUAUUGGUUGCCAGGGGAUUGAAGAUUUAAAAGUUGAAUGGACGGUGAUAAAUGUGCUUGACGUGUCUACAGGUGAAAGACUAAAGAAUUUGGGAGUGAAAUCUUCCUUCCGCGCUUGCAAGAAUGAAAGUUGGGUCAAGAUUUUUGCGCCGAAGCUGGAGACUUUUUGUUGGGAAGGUAAUGAGAUUCCUGAGAAAUAUUCAGUGCAAAGCUUCCCUUUCCUGAAAAAUUGCAGCAUUGAUAUUACCGGUAGAUAUCUUUUCAUCGUUAAUGCGGCAAUCAACUUUCUAUCCGGGGUCGUCUCUGCUCGAUACCUUCGUAUUCGCACUCUGCAUACAGGAGAGAGUUUUUCAACUAUAUACCUUGAGGGUGGUCUUCCAUUUCCAUUUUUGAACCUGAGGACCUUGGAAGUUCAUAAUGGUUUGCGAAAAUCUGAAAUCCCUGGAAUAGUUUGCUUACUCAAGAAUGCUCCCUUACUUGACACUCUCAAACUUGAAUUUGUUCAUUGUGAUGAAUGCAUACUCACAAGAAGAUCAGACGAUAAAUGGGGCAUAACUUUAUUGGACGACUCUGGUUUCACAGAAGAACAGUUUUGGGAAUCUGAAGCUCAAGCUUUAAGAUCCUUCCUAAAUCACCUAAGGGUGUUGAAAAUUUAUGGUAUGAGUGAGAGCGCGAUUGUUGCUACCAGAUUUAUGCUAAAGCAUGGGAAUGUCUUGCAAGAAGUGACUCUAAUUAGUUCAAAAGACCAAUAUGAGUGGGAGGAAAAUUAUAUUAUUGGAUUUCCGUGGGCGUCUCCUCAUAUCAAGAUUAAUCUCAUGAGCGAGUAA
This is a messenger RNA of Alnus glutinosa, 1485 nucleotides long. RefSeq names its product putative F-box/FBD/LRR-repeat protein At4g03220. NCBI's taxonomy places the organism in Eukaryota, Viridiplantae, Streptophyta, Magnoliopsida, Fagales, Betulaceae. The transcript has 3 exons. The coding region runs from base 1 to 1485 and encodes 494 amino acids. The record is from RefSeq and is a predicted model, not a curated record. Gene Ontology annotation, molecular function: protein binding.